Messenger RNA from Daldinia decipiens, 827 nucleotides. RefSeq lists its product as uncharacterized. The transcript is spliced from 2 exons. Gene Ontology annotation, molecular function: RNA polymerase I cis-regulatory region sequence-specific DNA binding. Gene Ontology annotation, biological process: nucleolar large rRNA transcription by RNA polymerase I. NCBI's taxonomy places the organism in Eukaryota, Fungi, Ascomycota, Sordariomycetes, Xylariales, Hypoxylaceae. Gene Ontology annotation, cellular component: RNA polymerase I upstream activating factor complex. The record is from RefSeq and is a predicted model, not a curated record. The coding region runs from base 134 to 799 and encodes 221 amino acids.
CGACGACCCUUAGCGUUUUGAUACAAGUGGAUAUUGAACUUAAGAUAAUGAAGACCAAUGAGGAUACAACCCACAGAGCUACUUUACUAUCGCCUAGCGCUUGAAGUCAAGCUUCAUAAUCGACAGGACAUAUAUGAAGAUGUCAUCUAAAAGAGCCAAAGAGAGACGCCUCAUAGCGCCUCCGGAAGUGGACAACGUUACAAAGACCGGAACCGAAGCUAAUAUCCUAGACGAGCAUAGGUGGAAGCGCAAGAGAAGAAAUGCCAAUGUCUACGACGCGGUAGCAGGUCGAGUCACCACGACUCUCCCUUUAGAUGAUGGAUCCGAGUCCGAGAUACCCUCUCAUCACUCUCGGACUUCGCGAGACCACCGCCGCGAUCCUACGCUCGCGCCAGAAGAAGUCCUAUUUCGCCGUAUUCGUGCACCCGUGCGCUAUGCCGAAAAGGACAUCUAUCACGCCCACGAGGAAUUACAAGGCGGUGGUAGAGGCACGCUACCCGAUAGUGAUAUGCUCAAAGCGGUCCAUAGCUAUUCUAGCCACUUCUACGCGGCACUUGCUAUGACCCGAGGUGAGCCGGAUGCCCGAACUAUUGAUGAACAGAGCAUGGACGAGACAGCGCUCUUAGCUUUUGGCAUAUUACUCGAGGAGGCGAGCCGGAGCGCUCUCGGUCGAACGGGAGACUUAGUAUUUACCGAGGGUGUGGCAACAGAGCAAGACGGAGAACCGGAGGAUGGUGAUGAUGAUGAUGAUGAUGAUGAUGAAACUGUGGGCUUUAAGGCAUCGAUAAUGGGGCCAUGAUAGUUGAGAUCGCGGAGUAGCAAUCUUA